Messenger RNA from Daphnia carinata, 2017 nucleotides. RefSeq names its product salivary glue protein Sgs-3-like. Gene Ontology annotation, molecular function: chitin binding. Gene Ontology annotation, cellular component: extracellular region. The record is from RefSeq and is a predicted model, not a curated record. Lineage: Eukaryota; Metazoa; Arthropoda; Branchiopoda; Diplostraca; Daphniidae. The transcript has 11 exons. The coding region runs from base 90 to 1604 and encodes 504 amino acids.
AAUGUAGAGCAUUCCCAUUCAUUAGCCUUACAACAAGUUCAUCGGAGAUCCAAUUUUACUGCAACAGAAGCAAAGCUCAGACGUUUGUCAUGAAGUAUUUUUCAUCGUUGUUCAUCGGAAUCGCGCUCUUAGCACUUCUUCAAGCCGAGACCGUGAUCGCAGCGGCCAGGGCAAGGCAGGCGCCACUACUUAGCAAGGGCUUGCGUCUGUAUGGCGACUCACGCGGGGCAGGCGACAUUGAAAUAGGACCCGAUCCGACCUUCAUUUGUCCACCCAACACUCCCGUUGCUCCUCAUCCGGAAAGAUGUGAAUUGUACUACACCUGCUAUCCUGGAUAUCCUGUCACUCUUUGGCAAUGCUUUUCAGACUAUUUGUUUGACCUUAACUACUCGGGUUGCAAUUAUCCUAUGGAGGUCGACUGUGGAGCACGAAAGCGUCCUGCUACGAGUGUGCAGACGACCGUUCCAACCCUGAUACCCACAACCACUCCACCGUGCAAUACUGUACCAUCGAACCAACCGACUUUCAACUGCCCUACACCCGACGGAUUCUUUGCCAUUCCCAACAAAUGCACAGGAGACUAUUAUGUGUGCGUCAGCGGAUCUCCAUACGUAUCGACUUGUCCAAAUGGUAACAUUUUCGAUCCCGUAACAAGAAUCUGUACAUCGCCUACAAAUGCCAGUUGCACGACACCUGUUUUCACCUGCCCUACGGCUGAUGGUUUUUACCCAAUUCCAGGUGCCUGCAGCAACUCGUACUAUGCUUGUGUCGGGAAUGUGUCGUACGUACAGAAUUGUCCUGGAACUACGAUUUUUGAUCCUGUAACGAAAAACUGCGUGCCGGCAGCAAAUGCUACUUGCACAGCUUCCAACAGCACGACAGCAAUGCCUGGUAUGACCACUCCAACAACGCCGACUACAAAGCCCACUACAACGACAAUGACACCAACGCAUUCAAUGUCGACAACCACAACCACAAGAUCGACGACAACGACACCCACAAUUACGACCCCAACAACAACGACACCAACAACGACGACCCAAACAACAACGACGCCAACUACGACGACCCCGACAACAACGACGACACCAACAACGACGACCCCAACAACGACACCAACAACAACGACACCAACAACGACGACCCCUACAACAACGACGCCAACUACGACGACCCCAACAACAACGACACCAACAACGACGACCCCAACAACAACGACGCCAACUACGACGACCCCGACAACAACGACGACACGAACUACUACAACACCAACAACGACGACCCCAACAACAACGACGACACGACCUACUACAACACCCACAACAACGAAACCCACAACAACGACGCCGACUACAACGUCAACAACAAUCCGCACGACAACUGUGGGACCAUUCACCUGCCCGACGUCGCAUGGCUAUUUCCCCGUUCCAGGUGUUGCAUGUAGUACGCAGUAUUAUAUGUGCUCCAACUAUUACGCGUAUCUUAUGGACUGUUCCAUGCCCACUGUUUACAAUCCGGCCAUCCAGACCUGUGAUUGGAGUUAUAACGUAGCGGGUUGUCAAACAAUGCGGAUGGCUUUCAAGUCCUUGAAAAGGAACAUCUAAAUCAUCACUUCGCUGUUGCAUAACACCAGGAGAAGCAGAUUUCAAGCUUCAACGAUGACCCAUUUUAACCACUUAAAAAUCUAUUAAUCUAAAAAUAUUAUAUCCUGGUAGUAGAAUGAAAGAAUUACUUGUAUACAUUCUGUCUAGCACAUUGCACUCAUAAAUAUUGCAACAUUUAUUCAGCAUUAGACCGCUGACAGCUCCCAAAUCUUCUAGACUGAUUUACGGUCCAAGCGCUUACAGAAUUGCAUUUGCUUGCAUCAUCGGGGCUGAUGUUGUCAAAAUGUAAUGUCUCAUUAUCACACAGUCAACACUUGUUUAAGCACUUAAUCUGAUGGAAAUGUUGUGUUACACAAGCUGACCCUGACAUUUACAAUCCCUAUGUUCUCAAAAAGUACAAUGCUGAAAACCGA